This is a messenger RNA of Penicillium canariense, 669 nucleotides long. RefSeq lists its product as uncharacterized. NCBI's taxonomy places the organism in Eukaryota, Fungi, Ascomycota, Eurotiomycetes, Eurotiales, Aspergillaceae. Bases 1 to 669 code for a protein of 222 amino acids. The transcript has a single exon. The record is from RefSeq and is a predicted model, not a curated record.
AUGGCUCUCACAUUGCCAACAUCCCACCUGGCCACCAUGUCUUACAGUCAAUUCCACAUCACCGAAGAAUCCUGGGGCCACCACUACCGCGUGGUUACUACCGACGGCGCCGGCAGUACGCACCACUUCUUCCUCGAGAACUCGCCGUUCGACCGGAGUCGGCCAGAUUUCCGCAUGCACGAGGGACCCGAUGCAAACGGGCCUGUCGUCGGGUUGUCCUGCUACAGGCGUUUCUCACAGGAUUGUCGUGUCGUGUUAGUCGAGAACGAGGAAGACGCUGAAAAGAGCGAGUGGGUGACUUUGGCCAAGAAGGGACACAUCUCGCCGGCCUAUUCGUUUCAAGCGCCUCUGCACGGGGAAAUGGGCACUUUCUGGUGGAAGAAGACGCGGUCGAUGGGAACCCAUGCGACGCCCCUUGGGAAUAUGAAGCUGGUAGAUGAGAAGAGCGAUGCCGUUCUUGCGGUGUUCUCGUCGGAUUCGUAUGCGUUGGUGCCGGGCCGGCUCGAUAUGUGUGGCGAGUACGGCGAGACGUUUGAUCGGAUGGCGCUGCUCACGGGGGUCUCGGUGAGGGAGAAGCAACGGCGGGCACAGGGCAGGCCGAUGAGGCAUGGGAUGGACUAUACGUUUACUGCUGGGGUGGCAGGAGGUGGGAUGAGCGGGGGUUGUUGA